ACUUUAAGGCCUCUUUUUCUCUCCUGGAGGCUCGCUCUAGAUGGUGGUGUGACGGGGGCGGGGGUGGCGGUGCGUCCUCCUAAACUGGGAGACAACCGACAGCAAACCCUAGCCAGGAGGGGAUUCGGCCUGGGGGGUGGUGGGGGUUGGGAGAGGGAUUUGCCAUGUCUCUCGAAGACCCUUUUUUUGUAGUCCGAGGCGAGGUGCAAAAGGCGGUGAACACGGCCCGUGGUCUGUACCAGCGCUGGUGCGAGCUCCUACAGGAGAGCACGUCAGUGAGACGCGAGGAAUUAGACUGGACGACCAAUGAGCUGCGGAAUGGCCUGCGCAGCAUUGAGUGGGACCUCGAGGACCUGGAAGAGACCAUUGGGAUAGUGGAAUCCAAUCCAGGCAAAUUCAAGCUCCCAGCUGGUGACCUGCAGGAGAGAAAGGAGUUUGUGGAGAGAAUGCAGGAGGCGGUCCAGGAAAUGAAGGACCAUAUGGUCAGCCCAACAGCCAUAGCCUCCAUGGAGAGGAAUAAUAGAGAGAUGCUGGCAGCUAAGCCAGCUGCCCAGAAGUCACCCAGUGACCUGCUAGAUGCCAGCGCAGUCUCAGCCACCUCUCGCUACAUUGAGGAACAGCAGGCCAUGCAGCAGCUAAUUAUAGACCAACAGGAUCAACAGCUGGAAAUGGUGUCUGGAAGCAUCCAGGUUCUGAAACACGUGUCUGCCCGUGUUGGGGAGCAAUUGGACGAGCAGGGCAUCAUGCUCGAUGCCUUUGCUCAUGAGAUGGACAACACUCAGUCCCGGAUGGAUGGUGUCCUCAGGAAGAUGGCCAAAGUAUCUCACAUGACAAGUGACCGGCGACAAUGGUGUGCCAUCAUGGUGCUACUUGGGGUUCUUCUUGUGGUUUUAAUCCUACUCUUCUCUCUCUGACCCCAGCCCACCCUGAGGGACUGGUCCCUCAUGCCUGGGUAGCUGUCACACACUGUCAAACUGGCCCUGCCUCCUGGGAGGAGAUGAUCCCCCCUGGGGGCUACCCCAAUGCUCUCAUUCAGAGCUAGUGGGACCUUCAGGGCCUUGGGCCAAAAGCCGUGCCCCAGUCCUAUCUCAAAUGUGCUUAGUGGGUGGUAGAGGUAGGGAGACUUCAUACACAACCCUCUCCAUUUCUAUUUCUGGUGCCCCAAAGCCAAUCUGGAAAUAAAAUCCCAGCCUUUUUUUGUACAUAAUUGUAUCAUAUGGUGUGUUGACUAGAAACUUAUGAUUGAACCCUGAUUGGAAUUCCCAUUGUGAGCAGGGGCCCCAGUGUGCGUGCAUGUACGUGCAUGGUAUGGGUUUCAGUGGUUGAUAUUUGGUGCAGAAGAGACUAUUCUGGUUUAUUUCUUGGUUUUAGUAACGGAUAAUGUAUUACUAUCGAAAAUUUCAAACCCUGACGCCGGAAAGGCUAUGUUAACCACUGUGAUAAAAAUGUGUCAAAUGGUUUAUGAAGUGAGUGUAUGAUGCCC
Messenger RNA from Nycticebus coucang (slow loris), 1483 nucleotides. It is a transcript of the gene STX10, whose product is annotated as syntaxin 10. The transcript is spliced from 8 exons. Gene Ontology annotation, cellular component: membrane. The coding region runs from base 165 to 914 and encodes 249 amino acids. Gene Ontology annotation, molecular function: SNAP receptor activity. The record is from RefSeq and is a predicted model, not a curated record. Gene Ontology annotation, biological process: intracellular protein transport; Golgi vesicle transport. Lineage: Eukaryota; Metazoa; Chordata; Mammalia; Primates; Lorisidae.